Messenger RNA from Suillus clintonianus, 724 nucleotides. Its product is annotated as NdufA6 NADH-ubiquinone oxidoreductase 14.8 kDa subunit. Lineage: Eukaryota; Fungi; Basidiomycota; Agaricomycetes; Boletales; Suillaceae. The transcript has 4 exons. The coding region runs from base 60 to 524 and encodes 154 amino acids. The record is from RefSeq and is a predicted model, not a curated record. Gene Ontology annotation, biological process: response to oxidative stress.
CUGUUCCUCUGACCAUCUUAUUUUCCUGGGUGUGGUGCAAAUGGACUUAGGCCAAGCUUAUGUCAGCACCUCUAUUCCGUUUUGCAACGCUCGCUACACAGAAGUUCGGGUUCAAAUCGACCAUGACCACAAUACCCUCCCGACUCGCGCAGAUGACGCGCAUCUCGAGCAGCCGCGCAGAAGCGCGCCUUCGAGUUAUUGACCUAUACAGGGCAUGGGUCCGUACUGCUCCUGAGAUUUGUACCAUUUAUGCGUUGAACGUCACCCCAGCCUACCUGCGCCAUUGCAUUCGCCAGAAGUUUGAGCAGAACCGUCACGUAACAGACCAGCGCGCCAUCGAGGUGCUACUGCUCAAGGGUCAGCAGGAAUUGCAGGAGACGUUGAACUGCUGGAAACAACCGGACCAUAUUUAUGGGAUUUUGCUCCAAAAUACGCAGCGGCCGCAGCGGUCAUUCCUGCAGAAGUUUUAUGAGGGUCGCGACGAGGACGCUGUUCUUCCCGCUGCAUCUGGUGUCGUUAUAUAGAAAUAAUAGGAGAUAAUGAUCAGUUUGCUUCCUUCUCUGGCACAUUAAAUGCGUCGAAAGGCAUUGAUUGCGUAGAUGAAUAUGCGUAAGUGGCGGGUGGAUGAUAUACUCCUUGUGUGGCCAUUUAAUUUUGCUGUCUUGUUUCACGUUGGCGUGACGUUUUACAACGUUUUUAGUUAUCAAAUAGCAAUUGGAACCAA